Messenger RNA from Suillus paluster, 568 nucleotides. RefSeq names its product ribosomal protein L13 domain-containing protein. Gene Ontology annotation, biological process: translation; negative regulation of translation. Lineage: Eukaryota; Fungi; Basidiomycota; Agaricomycetes; Boletales; Suillaceae. The record is from RefSeq and is a predicted model, not a curated record. Gene Ontology annotation, molecular function: structural constituent of ribosome; mRNA binding. The transcript has 4 exons. Bases 28 to 522 code for a protein of 164 amino acids. Gene Ontology annotation, cellular component: mitochondrial large ribosomal subunit; ribosome.
GUUUAACCUUCCUCGACCAGCACUUUCAUGUCUCAAGCAGUAGGCAAUACCGCCCUUGCUUACGCACGAGUAUGGCAUCAUGUCAAUGCCAAUGACCGCGUUCUCGGAAAACUGGCGGAACGAAUAGCUCUCGUGCUCAUGGGCAAGCACAAGCCGGUAUACGACAAGAGCUUGGACUGUGGUGACUAUGUUGUGGUUACAAACGCAAAACACAUCAAGGUGACCGGUCGUAAAGACGAACAGCUGGUGUAUCGCAAGCAUACGAUGUUCCCUGGUGGUUUAAAAGAGACCGAGUACAAGGAUAUGAUGGAGAAAAAGCCUUAUGAGAUCAUACGGCACGCAGUGUCAGGCAUGUUACCCAAAAACAAGCUCCGAGAACGUCGAUUAGCACGACUCAAAGUAUUUGGAGGGUCGAAUAUGGGGAUAUAUAGAGGGAACAUUUUGAAGCGAUGGGAGGAUGGGACACUGACGGAAGAUUAUAUUUUGAAGCUGGAUCCGAAGAAUAGGAUGAAGGCUAAGUAAAGUAUUUCUCCUCGUCUAUGUAUGUUGCUCGCGAUCUAAUUCAUUU